Rosa rugosa (rugosa rose) is the source of this 632-nucleotide messenger RNA. RefSeq names its product WAT1-related protein At5g40240-like. Bases 191 to 601 code for a protein of 136 amino acids. The transcript is spliced from 4 exons. Lineage: Eukaryota; Viridiplantae; Streptophyta; Magnoliopsida; Rosales; Rosaceae. Gene Ontology annotation, cellular component: plasma membrane. Gene Ontology annotation, molecular function: transmembrane transporter activity. The record is from RefSeq and is a predicted model, not a curated record.
CAGAACUUCAUGAUGAUCCCGCAGCAGUCAAAGUGGGUCUUCGGAGGUCUUAUGCUUGCAAUGGCCAGCGUUUUCACCACAUCAUGGAGCAUUCUUCAGACAUCAAUUGUUAAGAACAGUCCAUCAAUGAUUACCAAUCUUCUUCUACACCUUCUUUUUGACAAUUCAAUCCACUGUGUUCUCUCUAUUUAUGGAAAGCAAUCCAAAUGCUUGGAUACUGAGGCCUGACAUUGAGAUGAUCUCCAUUGUCUUCUCAGCUGUAUUUGGGAGUGUGUUCCAUGUUGGUGUUGAAACCUGGUGCUUUUCCCAAAAGGGACCUAUCUUUGAAGCCAUGUUCAGGCCCUUGGGAGUUGCCAUUGCUGCAGUCAUGGUAGUCAUCUUCCUCGGCGAAGCACUUCACCUUGGCAGUGUGAUUGGAUCUAUCAUUAUUGCAAUUGGGUUUUAUGCUAUGAUAUGGGCACAAAUCAAAGAAAAUAGCACCAAAGGUACAGCAAAUGAAGUCCAAAGCUUGGCAUCAUCCACUCAAAAGACCCCUCUUUUGCAUGGAGAGGAUUGUAUGCACCGACAGUGUAAGUGCACUGUCAGUUAUUUUAAUCUCUAAAAAAAUAACAGCCACUCAUCUAAUCCACUCC